Molecule: messenger RNA, 3903 nt
Organism: Terrapene triunguis (Three-toed box turtle)
Lineage: Eukaryota; Metazoa; Chordata; Testudines; Emydidae
Product: cyclin-dependent kinase-like 5
Exons: 18
Coding region: 131-3214 (1027 amino acids)
Biological process (GO): regulation of dendrite development; protein phosphorylation; positive regulation of axon extension
Cellular component (GO): nucleus; dendrite cytoplasm
Molecular function (GO): protein kinase activity; ATP binding
Source: RefSeq, a predicted model, not a curated record
UGUAAGAAGUCCAGUCAGUCAAUGUGGAUUUCUCCUGUCAAAAGUCUUCAGUUUUGCCUACCACAGACCCUUUAGAUACUCUUCUCUGUGCCAUGCUCUGUGGCUCUCAUCACAAGAGGAAUUUGUCUUCAUGAAGAUUCUUAACAUUGGUAAUGUGAUGAAUAAAUUUGAGAUCCUUGGGGUUGUAGGUGAAGGAGCCUAUGGGGUUGUACUUAAAUGCAGACACAAGGAGACACAUGAAAUUGUGGCCAUCAAGAAAUUCAAAGACAGUGAAGAAAAUGAAGAAGUCAAAGAAACCACUUUACGAGAGCUUAAAAUGCUUCGCACUUUGAAACAGGAAAACAUAGUGGAGCUGAAGGAAGCUUUCAGAAGAAGAGGAAAAUUAUAUUUAGUGUUUGAAUAUGUGGAAAAAAAUAUGCUUGAAUUGCUAGAAGAAAUGCCAAAUGGAGUUCCACCUGAAAAAGUAAAAAGCUAUAUCUACCAAUUAAUCAAAGCGAUUCACUGGUGUCAUAAGAAUGACAUUGUUCAUAGAGAUAUCAAACCAGAAAAUCUCUUAAUAAGCCACUGUGAUGUUCUGAAGCUGUGUGACUUUGGCUUUGCUCGGAAUCUAUCAGAAGGAAGCAAUGCAAACUAUACAGAAUAUGUGGCCACCAGGUGGUACCGUUCACCUGAACUCUUGCUUGGAGCCCCCUAUGGGAAGUCUGUGGAUAUGUGGUCUGUAGGCUGCAUUCUUGGGGAACUUAGUGAUGGGCAGCCACUAUUUCCUGGAGAAAGUGAAAUUGACCAGCUUUUUACAAUUCAGAAGGUGCUAGGACCACUUCCAUCAGAGCAGAUGAAGCUUUUCUACAGCAAUCCUCGUUUCCAUGGGCUGCGGUUCCCAGCAGUCAACCAUCCUCAAUCUUUGGAGAGGAGAUAUUUAGGAAUUUUAAGUGGUGUUUUGCUUGACCUUAUGAAGAACUUGCUGAAGCUGGAUCCAGCAGAUAGAUACUUGACAGAGCAAUGUUUGAACCAUCCUUCGUUUCAAACUCAGAGACUCUUGGAUCGUUGUGGAAGUUCACCUUCACGGUCAGCUAAGAGAAAACCUUAUCAUGUAGACAGCAACACAUUGUCUAACAGAACUCAAGCCAGCAAAAGCUCUGCUGUGCAGUCACAUCACAGAUCGAAUAGCAAGGAUAUGCAGACUCUAGGGGCUGGACUGCAAAGAGGAGAAGAGGUUCUUCCAGCAAAUGAAAGCUUUCUAAAUGGAAAUCUUCCUGCAGCUGCACACAGUCCAAUGCAUACAAAAAAACCAAGUAACCCACCUGGAUCUGGCAACAAGGAUCUAGCCAAUAACAACAUACCACAUCUUCUCAGUCCAAAGGAAUCAAAGACAAAAACAGAAUUUGAUUUUAAUUUGGACCCAAAAGCUUCUGAUGGUCCAGGUACAAAAUAUCUGAAGUCAAACACUAGAUCUCAGCAGAACCGGCACUCAUUUAUGGAAACGUCUCAAAGCAAAACUGGCACUCUGCAGCCAAGUGAGAAACAUAGUCGCCACAGCUAUAUUGAUACUAUACCCCAGUCUUCAAAGAGUCCCUCCUAUCGGACAAAGGCAAAGACUCAUGGGGUUCUAACAGAUUCGAAAUCAGUGGGUAAUCUUUCUGAGGCCAGGGCUCAAAUUGCGGAACCAAAUAGCAGUAGGUAUUUUCCAUCAAGCUGCUUGGACUUGAAUUCUCCUACCAGUCCUACUCCUCCCCGGCACAGUGACAAUAGAACUUUACUCAGUCCUUCGGGCAGGAAUAACCGAAGUGAUGGUACCCUGGAUUCCCGAAGACCGCCAACAAGACAUUCCAAAACCAUGGAAGAGUUGAAAUUGCCAGAUCACAUGGAUGGAAGCCAUUCACAUUCAUUAUCUGCCCCACAUGAAUCGUUUUCAUAUGGUCUAGGUUACACAAGUCCCUUUUCCUCACAGCAGCGCCCUCAUAGACAUUCCAUGUAUGUGAGCCGAGACAGAGUGAGGUCCAAGGGCUCAGAGGGUGGCUUAAGCGUAGGGCAGGGGAUGGCAGCCAGAGCAAACAGCCUGCAACUGUUAUCUCCACAGGUGCAGCAUAGGUCACUCACACGAUCUGUUGGCUCUUCACGGGAAGACUGUACAGAAGAUACUAAUAGGAGUGACCAGAUCCCACCAGAGAUGAAUCUAACACGACCUGCAGUUAAAGAUUCUUCCAGAGAUGUUACUACUUCAUUUCAUUCACGGCAAAAGUCUGAGGGUGGAACGUAUCAUGAUCCGCACCCAGAGGAUGGAGCCUCUAGUAAAGAAAAUAGACUUCUGUAUAAUGACCCUAUUCCCAGAAGAGUUGGCAGCUUUUACAGAGUGCCAUCUCCACGUCCAGAGGGUACAUUCCUUGAAACCAAUGUGUCAAACAGAGUCAGUGCACUACCAGCAGACAGCAGCACUGUGACAAACCACUCAAAAAGACAAACUACCUUUGAUCCAUGGAAAAGUCCUGAAAAUGUUAACAGUCAGUCAGAGCAACUCAAGGAGAAAGAAAAACAAGGUUUUUUCCGGGCAAUAAAAAAGAAAAAGAAGAAAUCUCAAACUAUAGAAUCAACCAACGGGGAGAAUCCAAGCAUCAAGAAAUCCCUCUUUCCUCUUUUUAAUUCAAAGAAUCAUUUAAAGCAUAGUUCUUCUUUGAAAAAGCUUCCUGUAGUCACUCUACCCAUGAUGCCCGGCAGUGAUGGUCAGGAUCUUUUGGCAUUACAGAAAGCCAUUCACUCUUCCAAUCUCCAGAGCAGCAGGCAGAAGGAUUGGCAUCCUGAGAAGAUGACAGAAAUCCAGACGCAUAGCCAACCUUUAAAAUCCCUUCGGAAGCUGUUACAUCUCUCCUCCUCCUCAAAUCAUCCUAUCCCCUCUGAAUCCCGCUUCCAGCCGUUACCGAGCCAGCCAGCCAAAGCUGCUUUUUCUGAAGUGCGAAUUCACCCCAUAAGUCAAACUUCCGGUAGCAGCAGCAGCAGCAAUGUGCGGCAGGAGCCCCAAUCAAAAGGCAGGCCGACGCUUCAGAUACCAAGCCAGAUAGAACCAAGCUGGCAUGUGUCUCCAGUGAACAGGAGUGCUAGUGAUGGGACUUCCUACUCUGAUCAACUGCCUUCCAAGAGUGGACAGAAUGGGCCCACGUAUAACCGAACAAACCGAUCCCGAAUGCCAAAUCUGAAUGAUUUAAAGGAGACGGCCUUGUAAUGGCACUCCCGAUUGUACACCAAUUAACAUGGGAAUUUGAGUCGAGGGUUUGGUGGUGGUGCUGGUGAUAGUAAGACUGUAUUUUCAGCUUUAUAAAAGUGUGCAAUAUGUACCUGUGGGGCUAUACUGUUUGGCACCACACUGAUAGUCAGGGAUCAUAUAGUAAAACAAGAUGAAUUAUUAAUUACCAGUCAUCAGAAAUCUCAUUGGAUGAUAGUGUGUGCAAUUCAGGGAGAAGAAAUGUGUUGCCAUUUUUUCUCAUUUACAUUCCAGCUCAGUGCACAUCUCUGUCUGAAAGCCCGGGUGAGUUUAAGUACGUACUGGCACUUCGAGGGGUGAAAACAAUUAGUGUCUAGACUUAUGCCCUUACUACAUAUUUUGCUGCCUAGUUAAAACAGUGGGGUUUAUGUGAUACAAGUAUCCCUGUUAAGGGUUAAAGUUGAAUUGUAUGUCUUAAAUUUGUUUUUUAAACUUCCACAUUUGAUAGGAUUUGUAAUAUUUAUUUAUGAUGAACUAAUAUCGUACUGUUAUAAUCAUAUCUCUUCUGUUACAAUGUAAAGUUAUUUUGAGCUGUUUGAAACAUUGUGAAGCAGUGCAACAGCUACCGUAGUUUCUAUAAAAACUAACAGUAACAUUUAUAUAUUGCAUCAGGAGUAUUUUAUUCUCUCUCUCUCUCUCUCUCUCUCUCU